AAACAACAACAUAUAGAGUCAAACUCAACAACAUCUUGGCUUCCAAGUUGCAUCUUCUCUACUGCAACAAUCACCACCAUUGUUGGGGUUUCAAAACCUUCGUAAUCGCAUGCUCUACUGCACAACAUUCCUCACAGAUCCGAUUCUGUGAACAAUGGCGGGCCCUAUAAGUCGUAGAUCCACAAGCGCCUCACAACCUGUUCGUGGAUCUCGAAUCGUCGUUGCAAUCGUCAUCGGGGUUCUUAUUGGAUGCAUUUUGGCGCUUUUGUACCCUCACGGUUUGUUCUCCGGUGACUCUGAUUCCGGUUCUGAGUUUCAGAAUCGCCGGUUAACGAAAUCGAAUCUUCAGAUUGGAUCGACCUCAUGUGAAUCUUCAGAGCGAGUCAGCAUGUUGAAAGCAGACAUUGCAGAUUUAUCAAGCACAAAUGAUGAGCUAAAGAAGCAAAUCAGGGAAUUAACCCAAAAGUUGCAGGCAGCUGAGCAGAAAAACGGUCAAGCCGAGCAGCAAGUUGUAGUUGUAGGGGAGCCCCAAAAAGCUGGGCCUUUCGGGACCGUUAAGGGUAUACGAACUAACCCUACUGUUCUCCCCGAUGAAACUGUUAACCCAAGACUAGCCAAAAUAUUAGAAAAGGUUGCAGUCAAAAAAGAGCUUAUAGUUUCGCUUGCAAAUUCUAACGUAAAAGCCAUGUUAGAGGUUUCGGUCUCUAGCAUUAAGAAAGCAGGCAUAACCAAUUAUCUUGUUGUGGCUUUAGAUGACGGGAUUGUUGAUUUUUGCAAAGAAAACGAUGUAGCGUUCUACAUGAGAGAUCCUGACGAGGGUAUUGAUUCGGUUGCUAAAACAGGAGGUAAUCAUGCUGUUUCAGGAUUAAAAUUUAGAAUCUUGAGGGAGUUUCUGCAAUUGGGUUACGGUGUUUUGUUGUCUGAUGUUGAUAUCGUGUACAUACAAAACCCUUUCGAUCACAUAUACAGGGAUUCAGAUGUGGAGUCUAUGUCUGAUGGACAUGAUAACAUGACUGCUUAUGGGUAUAACGAUGUUUUCGAUGAGCCUGCAAUGGGUUGGGCUAGAUACGCCCAUACGAUACGAAUAUGGGUUUAUAAUUCUGGGUUUUUUUAUUUGAGGCCUACCAUACCUGCAAUUGAGCUUUUAGAUCGCGUAGCGGACAGGCUGUCUCAUCCACCGCCAGCUUGGGAUCAGGCGGUGUUCAAUGAGGAGCUGUUCUUUCCUUCUCAUCCUGGUUAUAUCGGUCUUCAUGCUUCUAAACGAACUAUGGAUCGUUAUCUUUUUAUGAACAGUAAAGCUCUUUUUAAGGAAGUAAGGAAAGAUGCUCAUUUGAAGAAGUUAAAGCCUGUUAUUGUCCAUAUCAAUUACCAUCCGGAUAAAUUACCGAGAAUGAAAGCAGUUGUUGAAUUCUACUUCAAUGGCAAACAAGACGCGCUCGACGCGUUUCCUGAUGGUUCUGGUUAAAUUCUACUUGCAUUGUUCUGGAUCAAGUAAUUGAGUAUUAACCCUUUUACAAGAAUACGAGUUUGUAAUAUGAUGAAUCUUCCUUCCACUAGUAGUGAACUUUCAGUACUUGGUUUUUUUUUUUUUUUUUUUUAAGUUUGGAGUAUAGUUUUAAUUCUGUUAAUCUUUUACUAGCUAAUGAUAUAUAUUGUUUUUCUA
This is a messenger RNA of Helianthus annuus (common sunflower), 1663 nucleotides long. RefSeq names its product arabinosyltransferase RRA3. The transcript is spliced from 2 exons. Gene Ontology annotation, biological process: root hair cell development. The record is from RefSeq and is a predicted model, not a curated record. NCBI's taxonomy places the organism in Eukaryota, Viridiplantae, Streptophyta, Magnoliopsida, Asterales, Asteraceae. Bases 155 to 1465 code for a protein of 436 amino acids. Gene Ontology annotation, molecular function: glycosyltransferase activity.